UCCAUCCCCGAUUGUUGUUCUGGCAAUCUGGCUGCCUGCGCUUCUCCCCUCUUCCCUGGCUCAUGCGGUUGCUUUGUCUUUGAUGCUUCUUUCGAUCUCUCAUCUCGCGACCAUCCUUUGGGGGACUGUCCAUCCGAGUCCUUAGUCCCGCAGCCACCUCCGAGCACUCGCGACCAUCCCUCCUCCGACUACACUCCGAAACCUGGCUGGGUCAUGCGUUGAAACAUCUCCCAUCCCAGUCGUUGCAUCAUGUCCUCGAAUGCAGCGGCUCUGCCUUCGCCUCCCGAGUUCGCCCCCUGGGAUAAGACACCGCGUCCUCACUCCAUCGGCGGGCUGUACUCGGGCGGUCAAGGCCGACCUGCUGGCGCUCUUCAGAACGGCCCCUCUGCUCCACAUGGUGCUCGAUCCCCGCGGUUCCCUAGCAUAAAAGACCUUCAAGAUGAAGCCGCUGCGCUGGACGUGAAUGAAUCUUCGUCGCUGGAUGAUUUACUGAGUCGAGCCCAGGAGGCAAUUCAGCAAGCUAGGAGUUUUGCCGACAACGAUCAGCCAGACACGGCCUACGUGCAAUACCUUCGUGCCUCCGAGAUCACUGUCAACAUUAUCCCUCACCAUGCAGACUACCGAGUCACCAUAAGCCAGCGCCCUGGAUGGUAUAAACAGUUCGCGAAUUUAAUGAUGGCUGUGCGAACAAAGCAAGGGACGAUGGAUGACAUUAAGCGACAGAUCCUAGAGGACAACUUUAUCAAUAACGUACAACCUUCAAGUACACCCAAACACAGUUCCCCGAGACCGGUCUCUGAGAUACUACCUGCGGGUACUUUUCGAAGCUCAAGCCCCAGAGGCCGCCGGAACGACUCGGGAGAUAAUUCAGUACGAAUGCCUAGCCCCACGGAGUUCCAGCGGUCGCUCGAUACAAAAAUGAAUAGAUUUUCAAGUCCGCCAGAGGAUGCGCUGGCACAGAGAUUUGCGAAAUUGAGAGCUUCUCCUCCUACCACUAAUGGCCUAGAUUCGGUCAUCAAUGGCCAAAACGGGGCCAUUUCUAUGCCGCUGCAAGAGAACACUGACAACAAUUCUUCUCGGCCAUCCUCCUACAUUCCUCCACGAUCACAGCAAAGCUCCGUGCUGAGCUCACCUUCGCGACGCCCUCUGGGGCCUCGCAGCAUGGGAGCUCCUCACGGCGCCCCGACGUUACCUCCUAAACUUCCCCUCAAUACGUCACUUCCCCGAGCCCCGGAUCCCACCUACAGUCCCAUAUGGUCGGUGCCAUCGCAGCCACCGUCUAAUCCCCCCAGGACCUCUACGGAGAGCUCGCGUCCUGUUAACCCGAGAUAUUCUCAAUUCACCAACUCGCCUCGCGGAAGCCCUAGCCGAAACGGACUUGACGACAAUCCCUAUAGAUCGCGGACCCCGAACGGCAUCCACCAGGUGAAGGAGGCUCGAAGCAGCACUGCAGACAUUCCACACGCUCCCACCAUUAGUGCCCAACAUUUGCUAGACUAUCUCCGGCGCUACAACAUAUUGCUGAUCGAUGUACGGUCACGCGAUCAAUAUGACGAGGGUCAUAUAUUUGCUAAAUCCGUUAUUUGCAUCGAACCGGUGGCACUGAACGAGAAUGUAUCCGCAGACGAUCUUGAGGAGCGCCUGGUAGUAUCUCCCGAACAUGAACAGUCUUUGUUUGAGCGACGCAACGAAUUCGACAUGGUGGUCUAUUAUGACCAAAACACGGGUUCUGUCAGUUACCUGGCGGGGUCGCCUGUUGGGACGACUGCGCCUCAUCUUCGGGCGCUGCAUGACACUCUUUAUGAGUUCAAUCCUUACAAGGCCUUGAAGGAUGGGCGCCCUCCAGCGCUUCUUCUUGGUGGUCUCGACGCUUGGAUUGAUCUUCUCGGGCAACAGUCCCUUGCCACAUCUACUACUGCCAUUGCCAUGGGAUCGAUCCAAGCGAGGCACAAGCCCGGGAGACCACUUGGAAGGAAACCGACUAUCGCAAGUGCCAAUUCCAGCCUGGAGGUGAGGAAGCGGCGGCUUCGCGAAUACAAGCCAUUGAAUCCCGAGGAGUUGACUGAAUGGAUGGAAAAGUCCAAGAACGAAGAGAUCGAUACUAGCACGUAUGUUGGGGAGGGCGAGCUGACCGAGGAACCGGAAGGCGAGGUUCAGGAAGAGCAGCCACCUUCACCAUUUGUGCAUACUUACGAAGACUUUCUGCGCCGCUUUCCCGAACCACACACCGUCCAGGAAUCCAUGGUGGCACCACACGCUCGAAAGCCAGUCCCGACAGCCCCUAACUAUGCAGCUCCCGUCCCCGUCGCUCCGUCACGGCCUCCGCCCGCAGUUCCUCGUCCAAGUUAUAGCGGUGUCUCAGAUGGUCGGCAGAUCCAGCCAACCCUAGAGCGGCAAAACUCUGCCACCAAGACUGCCCUGUACACGGCGAACUCGGUGUUGAAUCGAAUCAAACUCCCUCGGACCGGAUUGACGAACUUCGGGGUGACCUGCUAUAUGAACUCAACGAUCCAGUGUCUGAGCGCGACGCUGAUGCUGAGUAAGUUCUUCAUCGACGAUCGGUUCCGGUUCUAUGUGCAGAAAAAUUGGAAGGGCUCUCAGGGAGUCAUGCCAAGCCUGUUCGCGAACCUGGUCCGAUCCCUGUGGAAGAACGACGUGGAGGUCAUCAUGCCAACAUCUUUUCGGAACUUCUGCGGGCGUCUGAACCAGGAGUGGGCCAUCGACCGACAGCAGGAUGCGAAGGAAUUCUUUGACUUUGUGGUUGAUUGUCUCCACGAAGACCUCAACAUCAACUGGCAGAGGACGCCUCUGCGGCCAUUGACAUUCAGUGAGGAGGUGCAAAGGGAGAGAAUGCCCGUUCCCAAGGUUUCUCGCAUUGAAUGGGACCGGUAUUGCCAUCGAGAGGAGUCUUUUAUCUCCUCGCUCUUUGCGGGGCAGCACGCCAGUCGCCUUCGAUGUACCACCUGCCAGCGGACUUCGACGACCUACGAAGCGUUCUACAGCAUUAGUGUAGAGAUUCCUCCAUCCGGAACCGGCGAUGUUUACCAGUGCCUUCGAAGCUACUGCCAAGAGGAAUUGCUGAGCGGAGAUGAGGUGUGGAAGUGUCCAUACUGCAAGUGUGAGCGAGUUGCGACCAAGCAGAUUAUCAUCACGCGCGCCCCGCAGAUCCUGGUGGUCCAUUUCAAGCGGUUCUCGGCCUCGAAGACGCAUAGUGCCCGGAAAAUCCACACGCCCAUCGAUUUUCCUCUUCACGGACUUCGGAUGGAUGAUUUCGUCUUUGCGUGGUCGAGCCAGGUGCCGCCUUCCGAUCCCAAAGCGACCGGGCGACCGGAGAUGAUCUCCGCCACGGUGCCGCCGUUUACGUACGAUGCAUACGGCGUGCUACGCCACAUCGGAUCGUCGAUGGGGAGCGGGCAUUAUAUCUCGCUCGUUCGCGAUGCGCAGCGUCAAUGUUGGCGCCGGUUUGAUGAUCACCGGGUCACGGACUUCAAUCCUCGAGAUCUCCAGUAUAAGGAUCGGCUACAGAACGAGCAAGCAUACAUUGUAUUUUAUGAGCGAGUACCCGCCAAGUGAGGCCGGCAUUUUGAGGGGGCAACGAAAAGGAACCCGGAUUGCAUUUGCUAUGGUUGAUUGAUUUUGCUUCGUUUUGCAUGACCGCCGCCACGUGACAUGAGCAUGUAACGAUUUUUGAUUCUGUGAUAUUAGCAUGGCCAGCCAUUUCCAGCGAGUUCGAAUGACUGUAUAUAGAUAGAGAAAGAGCGAGCACCUGUUUGGAUGAGAACGACGGGCGGUGAUCCAC
Messenger RNA from Aspergillus steynii IBT 23096, 3799 nucleotides. Its product is annotated as putative ubiquitin C-terminal hydrolase. Gene Ontology annotation, molecular function: cysteine-type deubiquitinase activity. The transcript is spliced from 3 exons. Lineage: Eukaryota; Fungi; Ascomycota; Eurotiomycetes; Eurotiales; Aspergillaceae. Gene Ontology annotation, cellular component: cytoplasm. Gene Ontology annotation, biological process: protein deubiquitination. The record is from RefSeq and is a predicted model, not a curated record. The coding region runs from base 250 to 3573 and encodes 1107 amino acids.